Leptopilina boulardi is the source of this 2769-nucleotide messenger RNA. RefSeq names its product transmembrane 9 superfamily member 2 (gene TM9SF2). Gene Ontology annotation, cellular component: membrane. NCBI's taxonomy places the organism in Eukaryota, Metazoa, Arthropoda, Insecta, Hymenoptera, Figitidae. The record is from RefSeq and is a predicted model, not a curated record. The coding region runs from base 208 to 2187 and encodes 659 amino acids. The transcript has 15 exons. Gene Ontology annotation, biological process: protein localization to membrane.
AUGACGUGUCAUGGCUGAAAAUUACAGUGUGUAAUAUGUAUGUGUAUCUUUUCGAUUAACAUUUUUGCUAUAAAAAUUAACAUUUUUUUUUUUUUUUAUUAAACAAAAAUAUAAUGUGGAGUUGUGAAUGCAUUUUUACGUAAUUUUUAUUUCUUUAAAAUAUACUUGAAAGAUCAUUUGCACAAAACAAAGUUAUAAUAAAGAACAAUGACGGUAAGAUUGAUAAGUGUUUUGUGCGUAAUUCCUGUUGUUAUAGGAUUUUACUUACCUGGAUUAGCACCAGUUAAUUUUUGUAAAGCCGGCGAUACAACAGAAACAUGCAAGUCGGAAAUAACAAUGUAUGUGAAUCGACUAAAUUCUGAACAAAAUGCUCUUCCCUAUGAAUAUCAUCAUUUUGAUUUUUGUGCAAGUGAUGAAAGUUUAUCGCCAGUUGAAAAUUUAGGACAAGUUGUAUUUGGAGAACGAAUAAGACCAUCUCCCUAUAAGCUUGAAUUUUUAAAACCUUAUAACUGUGCAAAAGUUUGUUCUAAAACUUAUGCUGGUGACAAUGAAGAUGAUAGAAAAAAAUUGCAAUUUCUUAAAAAAGGAAUGGCUCUUAAUUAUCAGCAUCAUUGGAUCGUUGACAAUAUGCCAGUAACCUGGUGUUACUCAGUAUCAGAAGAACGUCAAUAUUGUAGUAUUGGUUUUCCGAUGGGAUGUUUUAAUGAUCAAUCACCAACGGAAGAAGAUCCUUGUGGAAUUAAUCUCAAUUAUAACAAGUUAAAUACAUAUUACUUGUUCAAUCAUGUGGAUUUAACAAUUACUUAUCACAGUGGAGCAAAAGAGGAAUGGGGUACCGGUUUUAAAGAAAAUGGAGGACGUAUAAUAUCUGUUAAAGUAAAUCCCCGAAGUAUUAAACAUCCAAAUAAAGGUGUGGAUUGUGGAUCGACAAAUUAUAUGGAAAUUCCAGCUGAUGAUCUUCAAAAAGAUGAUUCAAUGACUGUCACUUAUUCAUAUUCCGUGAAAUUUCAAAAAAAUAAUACUAUCAAAUGGUCUUCAAGAUGGGAUUAUAUUUUAGAAUCUAUGCCACAUACGAAUAUUCAAUGGUUCAGUAUUUUGAAUUCACUUGUUAUUGUAUUAUUCCUAUCAGGAAUGGUUGCAAUGAUAAUGCUUCGAACUUUACAUAAAGAUAUUGCUCGCUACAAUCAGGUAUACUUCCAGAUAGAGUCAGGAGAAGAUGCUCAAGAGGAAUUUGGAUGGAAAUUGGUUCAUGGAGAUGUAUUUCGUCCUCCAAGAAAGGGAAUGCUUCUUUCUGUUCUUUUGGGAUCGGGAAUUCAAGUAUUUUUCAUGACUCUUGUUACGUUAGCAUUUGCUUGUCUUGGAUUCUUGUCACCAGCAAAUAGAGGCGCUUUAAUGACUUGUGCAAUGGUUUUAUAUGUUUGUUUGGGAACAACAGCUGGUUAUGUUUCGGCUAGAAUGUAUAAAAGUUUUGGCGGUGAAAAAUGGAAAUCAAACGUUCUUCUUACAGCUAUGCUCAGUCCAGGAAUCGUCUUUAGUUUAUUCUUUGUAAUGAAUCUGAUUUUUUGGACUAAUGGGAGCUCAGCUGCUGUACCAUUCAGUACACUUAUUGCUCUUUUGGCUCUUUGGUUUUGUAUAUCAGUUCCAUUAACUUUUAUUGGAGCUUACUUUGGAUUCAGAAAACGACCUUUGGAGCAUCCAGUGAGAACUAAUCAAAUUCCAAGACAAAUACCAGAACAGAGUUUCUAUACACAAGCAGUACCUGGAGUAGUGAUGGGCGGUGUGCUACCAUUUGGUUGCAUUUUCAUACAAUUGUUCUUUAUUUUAAACUCUCUUUGGUCGAAUCAAAUGUACUACAUGUUUGGUUUUCUUUUUUUGGUGUUUUUGAUUUUGAUUAUUACUUGUUCAGAAACGACCAUUCUCCUCUGCUAUUUUCAUCUUUGUGCAGAAGAUUAUCAAUGGUGGUGGCGCAGUUUCCUGACUUCUGGAUUCACAGCUUUCUAUCUUUUGAUUUAUUGUAUACAUUAUUUCAUGACGAAAUUAAACAUAGAAGAUGCAAUUUCGACUUUUCUUUAUUUUGGAUAUACAUUUAUAAUUGUCUUCUUGUUCUUCCUAUUAACAGGAUCGAUUGGAUUUUUUGCCUGUUUUUGGUUUGUGAGGAAAAUUUACAGUGUAGUUAAAGUUGACUGAAAAAAAACGACAAUAUUUUUAAAUAUGUGUCCUAAUCUACGUAUAAAUUAAUUGUACUUGCAAUAGAUCUUUUCAUUUCAAUUCGAUCUCUUUUGCUCUUUAAAAAAAAAUAAUUGAAAUAAAAAGGUCUAUUAGUAAUCGUAUAACAAUAAAUUUUUUUUAGAUUCAAAGAAAUUCUUCAAAAAGAAGAAAAAAAAAGUACUACAAAAAAAAAUUUAUACCAUACCUACAUAAUAUAAAAAGUGUGGCAAGUAAUUUAUUUAAAGGCACUUUCAAAAAGUGCCAUUUUCUUCAUCACUUUUUUGUGAAUAAUUGUGUGUAUGUGCGUGUAAUUUUUUUUUUUUUUUUUUUCCUUAGGCUGAUAAUUUCUUCAGUAACUCAAAAUGUAAAAUUUAAAUAUUUUUAUCAUUAUCAACAAUCAGCAAGAUUAUCAAUUAAUUAUUCGACUAGUUUUAUAUAUUGCGAACGUAAGGUUGCAAAUAUCAGUUUAUUUUGCAAAUGAAAAAAAAAAAAAACUGAUGAUUGUUUUGUAACGCGGUUGUAUCUAUUGUUGUAAAUAAAAAGAUGACGAUAAGGAAAAUA